This is a messenger RNA of Plenodomus lingam JN3, 2688 nucleotides long. RefSeq lists its product as uncharacterized. Gene Ontology annotation, cellular component: nucleus. The record is from RefSeq and is a predicted model, not a curated record. NCBI's taxonomy places the organism in Eukaryota, Fungi, Ascomycota, Dothideomycetes, Pleosporales, Leptosphaeriaceae. Gene Ontology annotation, molecular function: DNA ligase (ATP) activity; ATP binding; DNA binding. Gene Ontology annotation, biological process: lagging strand elongation; DNA repair; DNA biosynthetic process.
AUGAACAGCCCAUCCAAGCGCCGAAAGAAAAAUGACGGAUCCACGCAGCCGGUACGCAGCCUCGACUACUUCUUCGCCAAGCAGACGGCUAAAGCGAUAUCCAAAGACGCAACUACGAGCACGGCGGAGACGAGCACAGCGCAGGGAGUCGGUGCCGUUGUAGAGAGCGCUGCAAAUGUGACUGAUGAGGAGCUUGCGAGGAAAUUGCAGGAGCAAUGGGAUAGGGAGGAUCGCGAGCGGGAGCGGGAGCAACAGCAGGCGCGGUCCGAAGAGCCGGCCAGCUCGAAUGAAUUGUAUGAAGAUCCAGGAAAGCCAGGAGCAAAGGAUACCGCCAAAGUUGCUACAGACGAGGACAAGACGGAGGAUGCAAAGCCCAAUGAUCAGGCUAAGAAACCUUGCCCUCCGAUACAGAAGAAUACCCUCACACUCCAGUCCACCGCCUCCGACGAAGACACCAUCACCCUUAACAUACCCUUUGAUCAGAGCCCGCUUGACUUCGAACCUUCAAGAUGCAUAUCCGACCUGCAGAAACACUGGGUGACAGAUGGAGGACACGCGACAUAUGCGCUUCUUACAAGGUGCUUCGUCUUGGUCAAUAGCACUGCCAGUCGAAUCAAGAUUGUGGAUACCCUAGUCAAUUUACUGCGGACCAUCAUGGAAGGCGACCCGAGUAGCCUACUUCCAGCCGUAUGGCUCGCUACAAACGCAAUAUCACCGCCAUACAUUGAUCUCGAGCUUGGGCUGGGCGGAUCGGCGAUUUCAAAGGCACUGAAGAAAGUAUGCGGUCUGGACACUGCAGGACUAAAGACCCUGUACAACAAGUACGGGGAUGCUGGAGACGUGGCCUUUGAAGCAAAGAAAAAGCAGUCUUUUACUCUGAGGAAGCCGAAACCUCUCACGAUCAAGAGCGUGUUCGAAUCCCUUGUCAAGAUUGCGAAUAGCAAGGGCCAUGGCAGCGUCGAAGCCAAGCAGAGGAUAGUCGAGCGACUGGUGCAAGAUGCGCGAGGUGCGGAGGAGAGUCGGUAUAUUGUUCGCACGCUGGUACAACAUCUCCGCAUCGGGGCUGUCAAGACUACCAUGCUGAUCGCACUCUCGCGUGCAUUCAUGUUGUCCCGACCUCCAGGCGCAGAUUUCGAGAUUCGCGAUCCAAAGGCCCUGGCGAGACUGAAAAAGGAGGCGCUGGCGGACAUGUACAGCAAAAACGAAGAGAUUGUCAAGGCCUGCUUUGCGCGAAGACCAAACUACAACGACCUGAUACCCGCGCUCCUUGAAAUCGGCGUCUGCGAUGAAUUGCUCCUGCGUUGUGGUCUCGCCUUGCAUAUUCCACUACGACCCAUGUUGGGCAGCAUCACACGAGAUAUGGGCGAGAUGUUUACGAAGCUGCAAGGACGAGAAUUUGCGUGCGAGUACAAAUAUGACGGGCAAAGAGCACAGGUGCACUGCGAUGAGAAGGGAAAGGUUACCAUCUUCUCGCGACAUCUAGAAGUCAUGACAGACAAGUAUCCAGAUCUUGUGGCCCUGGUGCCCAAGAUACGCGGCGAAGGUGUAUCGAGCUUCAUCCUCGAGGGCGAAGUAGUAGCCGUGGAUCGCGAAACCGGAGACCUAAAGACUUUUCAGACGCUUGCCAAUCGAGCGCGGAAAGACGUGUUGAUUGGCGCGGUCACGAUUGAUGUCUGCCUCUUCGCGUUCGACCUCAUGUAUUUGAACGGCGAGGAACUCUUGGACCGACCUUUUCGCGAGAGGCGAUCGUUGCUCAAGAGCCUUUUUGUCGAAAUCCCCCAUCACUUCACCUGGGUCAGAUGUCUCGAUGCUACUUCUGCAGACGUCGACGCAGUACAGGCCUUCUUCCAGAGCGCCCUGGACAUCAAAUGCGAAGGCAUCAUGGUCAAGGUGCUCGACAACCUCCCCAACCCAGACCUCCUCCCCGACAAUCCCGACAUGGAAUCCACACCCUCCCUACCCCCAACCCCCAAGAAGAUGAAGAAGAAGAAGAAAGCCGCCACAAAAUCAAAAUCAACCCCAACAUCUGUCCAACCCACAACCACCACCCCCUCAGACGCCCAACCCACCAACCCCCGCCGCAAACCCCUCCUCUCCACCUACGAACCCGACAAGCGACUAGACUCGUGGCUCAAAGUAAAAAAAGACUACAGCACCACCUCGGAAACGCUAGACGUGAUCCCCAUCGCCGCCUUCCACGGCUCCGGCCGCAAAUCAGCCUGGUGGUCCCCCAUCCUCCUCGCCGUCCGCAACGCCGAAUCCGGCCACCUCCAAGCCCUCACAAAGUGCAUGUCCGGCUUCACAGACGCGUUUUACAAGGCCAAUCGGGCCAGGUACAACCCGCAGGAUCCAGAGUGUGCGCAUGUGCGCACGGAGAAGCCGGCGUUUGUCGAGUAUGGAGGUGGGGCGGGGACGCCGGAUGUUUGGUUUGAGCCGGGCGAGGUGUGGGAGGUGGCGUUUGCGGAUUUGACGCUGAGUCCGACGUAUACGGCUGCAGUUGGGUUGGUGAGUGAGGAGCGUGGGCUGAGUACGCGGUUUCCGAGGUUUUUGCGCGUCAGGGAGGAUAAGGGGAUUGAGGAGGCGACGGAGGCGCACGAGUUGGCGGAUUUGUAUUGGAAGCAGGAGGCCAAGGGGCCGAGGCAGGGUGGAGGGGGUGAGGAGGCCGAGGCAGGAGAGGAGGGAGAGUGA